GGGGGCGUAACAGAAAAUAAUUGAGAAGCACUGGUUUAACCGGAGGCAAAUCCGGAGGGGUCCACUGCACCGAUGUGACCAAUGCUAGCCGGACCAUGUUGUUCAAUAUUCACACGAUGGACUGGGACCCGGAGCUGUGCAAAUAUUUUGGUAUCCCAAUGGAGAUUCUGCCCCGAGUGAGAAGUUCUUCUGAAAUCUACGGCCUCAUGAAAAUAAGUUCUAGCUGGAAAUCAGGAGCGCUUUCCGGCAUUCCCAUUUCAGGGUGUCUUGGCGAUCAGUCGGCAGCGCUGGUUGGACAGAUGUGCUUCCAGGACGGGCAAGCCAAAAACACGCACAUCUGUACCUUUAAGAAAAAAAAAAAUCCAGCCCUUGAGCACAAUACAAUGCACUUGGAACUGGCUCCCUAGAAAUUGACCAACAAGGAAGUACAGUGUGGUGUGGCACCCUUUGGACUUAUUUCCUCAUUACUG
Molecule: messenger RNA, 470 nt
Organism: Syngnathus typhle (broad-nosed pipefish)
Lineage: Eukaryota; Metazoa; Chordata; Actinopteri; Syngnathiformes; Syngnathidae
Product: glycerol kinase-like
Exons: 6
Coding region: 96-407 (103 amino acids)
Biological process (GO): glycerol-3-phosphate biosynthetic process; glycerol metabolic process; triglyceride metabolic process
Cellular component (GO): mitochondrion
Molecular function (GO): glycerol kinase activity
Source: RefSeq, a predicted model, not a curated record